This is a messenger RNA of Fusarium falciforme, 624 nucleotides long. Its product is annotated as Thioredoxin domain-containing protein. The coding region runs from base 58 to 624 and encodes 188 amino acids. NCBI's taxonomy places the organism in Eukaryota, Fungi, Ascomycota, Sordariomycetes, Hypocreales, Nectriaceae. The transcript has 2 exons. The record is from RefSeq and is a predicted model, not a curated record.
GACUUGACUCUCUUGCCACAUACUAUCUUUGCCUGUUAUAUUGCAACUUCAGAUAGAAUGCGUACUACUCUAUCGUCUGGGCUACGGCCCCUCUACGGGAUGGCGUCUUUAGCCAAACCGCCGCCUCGUAUGAUUUCCCGAGCCCUCUCAACCACCACCCCGCAGCAAGCCAAGAACCAUAUAUACGCCCCCAUCCGCAACAACGACUCAUUCUCGACGUACCUCUCUCUCUCGACCUCAUCCCGCACACCCCUUCUCACCCUCUGGACCGCAUCCUGGUGUUCAACCUGCAAAGUCGUCAGCCCCCUAAUCCGGGAACUUGUCGAGUCCGGCGUGGGCGAGGAUGAGGGCGGCGUUUCCCUUGCCAUGGUCGAGUUUGACUCGCCCGAUAUCAUGUCCGGGAGCCCCAAUCUUGCCAUGACCUACAUGAUCACCAGCAUCCCCACGUUGCUGAGCUUUGACGGCGGAGAGGCCCAGACGGCGACCAAGCUGGCGGAUGCGAGGAAGCUUUCUGACAAGGAGUUUCUCAAAGAAUGGAUUAGGACUGAGGCCAAGAGGCACGGAGGUCGCGGCGGAGGCGGCGGAGGUGCUUCGUCGGCUUUUGGAGGAUUAUUUGGGAGGUGA